Jaminaea rosea is the source of this 2248-nucleotide messenger RNA. RefSeq lists its product as hypothetical. The transcript has 2 exons. The coding region runs from base 63 to 2201 and encodes 712 amino acids. The record is from RefSeq and is a predicted model, not a curated record. Lineage: Eukaryota; Fungi; Basidiomycota; Exobasidiomycetes; Microstromatales.
UCGCCCGCUCUUCCCGUCCAAACCAUCACCACACGACCCAUCGUCCAUCAACAUCGCCAAGCAUGGCCUCACAGGUCUCGGCACCCGCCCGUCGCCCACCCCGCUUAUCACGCUGGACAGGCAAUUUCCUCCGCUUCUCCCUUCUCCCCGUCAUAGCUCUAGGUGUACCAGCGUGGCCGCUCCUCGCAAUCUCGUGCGCCAUCCCCUUUGUCAGCCUCGUGACCAUCCCGCUCUUCCUCCUCUUGUCACUCCUCCUCGUCUAUUCGCUGUCAUGGUUCACAUACCUCGUCCUCGCGCAAGCCGAUGCGCCACAUGCGGACUCGACGUUUAACAGGGUGCUGCCCUUCUUGCCUUACUCACCUCUCAAGUGCUUGAAGGUGACGUGGGCGGGUCUCCUCUAUUCGAGCACGGCGGUUAGGCUUGUAUUGCCUGCGGUUCUGGACUGGAGCUAUAGGAGGGUGAUGGUCCUGGGUACGACGGCGGGAGCUGCAGUAGUCAAAGAGGCGAUCCCGUACGGCCCCGCAGGCUCAGACAAGCGCCUAGACGUCUAUCUCCCUCCAGCACGCAGCAAUGCCCCCUCCGCGGUUCCCUCCCCUGAUCGACCCCGCAAGUCCACCUCCUUCGGUAAGCGACAUCGCAAGCACUCGACCCUCUUCAAUGAGCCACCUCCCGCCGUCGGUCCAGAUGGUUCCAUGCUCGACCAUCAUCCCGACGCCUCAUCGCACUCCCCUCACGCGCCCAAUCGCCCGCAGCGAGGAGCAGCAGUCAUCGUCUUCCUCCCCAGCGCCAUCCCGCCUAUUCUGUGGACAAACAAGCGCAAGACCUACCUCCAACUCGCGCUGCGUCUGCGCCGAAUGGGCCACUGUGUCGUCAUUCCAGACCUCGCCUACUUUCCCGAAUCGCGUAUUCGCGAGUCCAUUAUUGACGUGCGACUCGUCCUCAAUUGGGUGGGGGAGAACAUCGCCCGCUUCGGUGGGGAUCCGGAACGCAUCCAUCUCAUGGGGCAUGGAUUAUCCGCUCACCUUGCGCUUCUGACCCUCACGCAAGAGGCAAUUGUGCUCAGUCGCGAAGGUAUCCUGGAGGCGCAGGCGUACAGAGAUAAGCAGAAGGCGGCGAUCGAGGAGAGAUGGCAGAAGGAGGAAGAGGACAGGCGAAGAUACACGGCAGCAGCAGCCGCAAGGGCUGCGAGCAGUAGCUUGCCUUCGAGCCCACCCAGAAAGAUGAAGGUGGCGGGCUCGUCCAAGGCGCAUCCAGACGUCAACGACGCCGAUGAAGAGGACGAGGGCUCUGCCAACAACUCCGGCGGCGCAGGCGGGAACGCUUGGGUAGACGAGCCUACCUCGGUGGAGGAGAGCGCCUCCACCGGCCUGGCUCCAGGUAUAGUCCUCCCCGCCUCUUCGCCAUUCAAGUCCAAGUCAUCCGUGAACGAGAGCACGGCUCGUGCAACCAAACGCUUAGCAAAGCAGAUGGAUGCCCUCGGCACAGACGGGGCCGGUGAGCAGACCUAUCCUCCCUCGCCAGCUGCUCCCUCCCCCUCUGGCUCUCAUACGCCCGCUGGCGGGAUGAUGGGUUUCCCCACCACACCCGGAUCAGCGACCAGCAGGAGAGAGCGUUACCUCUCCUCCCAGCAGAAGCGUUGGUCCCGCGACCUCUCUCCCUCCCGUGGAGACGACGAGAUUGACCCGCAGGAGGACAGCGACGAUAACCUGCUAGACAUCCCCAUCCCCAACGGGCUACGUCGCGUCAACAUCUAUGCGCCAGAGAUAGACGUCCCUCCUGUGGCGGGUCUGAUCCUCUUUUCCGGUAUCAGCGACGUCAUCAAGGGGUUCCGCAACGAGACCGAGCGCGGCAUUGAAGACUUGAGCGUGCUGCGUCGCUCUUGCGGGCCCAGCCACACGUCAUGUCUACUGCACUCCCCCGCCCACCUGCUAUACGCAGCCAAGAACCUAGUGGACCCAACCUUACUGCCGCCCAAGGUCCUUCUCGUUCACGGAGGACAAGACGCCGUCGUUCCCAUCGAGCAGAGCACCCUUCUCAAGACUCUCCUGGUGGGAAUCGGCGUCGGGCACGUGAGGCUGAGGGCGUACAGGAAGUUGGGACAUGUGGAGAGCGUGGCUUGUUUGUUCUUGGGGAUGAACAGGGGACUCAAGAGGUAUAUGCGCAUGGUGCAGAGGGACUUGGAUGAUUUCCUCGAAGCGUAGAUGAGAGGGGAUGCUGAGUGAGUGAAUGAGUGUAGAUAGAUACCGGG